Molecule: messenger RNA, 330 nt
Organism: Arabis nemorensis
Lineage: Eukaryota; Viridiplantae; Streptophyta; Magnoliopsida; Brassicales; Brassicaceae
Source: the annotation of a GenBank genome assembly
AUGGCGGAAGAAGAAGAGAACCAAACUCCACGGGAUCUUCAUCCUCCUCCUCCGCCGUCGGAAACCUUAUCCCAUCCCGAAGAUCCACCACCGGCGACUUCUACUCCUCCGUCUCAAUUCGAUCCCAGUCGAAUGAUUGGGAUCAUCAAAAGGAAAGCUUUGAUUAAGGAUUUAGCUGCAGCUUACCACACCGAAUGUCUUGCUUAUUGUCGAGAACUUCUAGAGCUUCAAAAGAGAAAGGACGAGCCAUUUCUGGACACAAAAGCUACGAAAGAUCUGAAAAAAGAGACGUUGCGGUCUUCUUCGAAACGAGCUAAGAAUAAACGCUAA